GUAAUGUUUACUAUAUUUGCAAUUCUAUUUUAUGGAGCCUUGAGCAUACAGUUUACAUUCCCAUUAAGAUCAAAGGAGUUGAAAUGCUUUGGAGAAAUCAUUGGAUAAAAUAGUCUGGUUGUUGGCUCAGUUUAGGCUAAUUCAAGUGAAUAUUCAUUAAAAAUACAUGUAAGAAUAAAUCAAUAUACUCAAGGUCCCAUAAAAAAAGGUUGAUAGCAUUUUACAAUACUCUCAUAGUUUGGAACUUAAUAAGUUUUCAUUUACAACCAAUAACACUUAAGAAAAUUAUUAGUUUUGUGUUCAUAACUUAGCUAAUGCUGGAAUAAAUUUCAACUUCAGUUUGGCUACAGGAAUGGAUGCUUAAGACUUUUCUUUAGUGGCUUAAAAGGAGGAUUUGAAACCUAUUGAAAUACAUCUAAAGAAGUUGAAUGGAUUAAUAAAUUCAGUCGAAGUAUACGUUUUUAAUAUAAUUAUUCUAGCAUGAAUAAAAAGAAAUAGAAGAAAGAUAAGCUACAAGAUUUUCAAAUGUUAGCAAAAUUUCAUACAAAAUAAUUAUAUUUAGUAUAGUCACAUUGAUUUUGAUGUCAUUGACAAAUUUUGUUUAAGCUCGUUAAUUGAAGAAUUUUUUUAAAUAAAAGAAACUCAUUUGA
Molecule: messenger RNA, 650 nt
Organism: Paramecium octaurelia
Lineage: Eukaryota; Ciliophora; Oligohymenophorea; Peniculida; Parameciidae
Source: the annotation of a GenBank genome assembly